CUAGCUAUUAAUGGUACGGCAAUUAGAGAUGCUACGGCUCAAUUCUACUACGUCUACCUGAACCUUGAUUCGUCUCUCUCUUAUAGGAAGCAUACUCAAUCGUGGAACUACCAAACGAUCCUGGAUCAGCUUUUACGUGUGUACGAUAAUCCAAAUAAGCAAUCGGAAGCUGAGGACAAGCUCCAUGUGCUUCGCCAAGGCAAUAACUCUUUGCCGGCCUAUAUUGCCAAGUUUGAACGCACCCUGUACGAAGCGAAUGGCCAAAGCUAGCCAGAUAUUAAUAAAAUUUCCAGCUUUUGCAAUGGCCUCAAUUCUGCGAUCUGCUCUCGUUUGGCACAGCAACUUACCCUCCCGCGAACGUAUAGUAAUUUCCUGCGAACGGCCCAGUAGCUCUCGUCAAAAACAGCUGCUCCGCCGUAUGUUACUGCUCCCAGAAUUGC
Messenger RNA from Hyaloscypha bicolor E, 440 nucleotides. RefSeq lists its product as uncharacterized. The record is from RefSeq and is a predicted model, not a curated record. The annotation marks the transcript as partial. Lineage: Eukaryota; Fungi; Ascomycota; Leotiomycetes; Helotiales; Hyaloscyphaceae. The transcript is spliced from 2 exons.